CUCUCCUUCUUCUGUUUCUCAGAUCCAGUAACACCUUUUUCCCUACUUCUAAAAGUUGCUAAGGUUUCUCUUGAUUUGGACACACUGCUGGAAGCAACUUCUGUGGGCAAGAAUGGGCUGCCGGGAUGUUCAUGCAGCAACAGUACUGGCCUUCCUCAGUGGAACAGCCUCAGUAGCUGGACUCCUCGCAGCAGUUCUGCUUCCAAACUGGAGGCAAAUGAGACUGUACACGUUCAACAAGAACGAGAGGAAUGUGACCGUUUACACUGGACUCUGGAUUAAGUGCGCUCGCUUUGAUGGGAGCAGAGACUGUGUGAUAUAUGACCCACAGUGGUACACGGCUGUCGAUCAGCUGGAUUUGCGUGUUCUUCAGUUUGCCCUUCCACUGAGUAUGUUAACUGCUGUCUCAGCUCUGUUUCUCUGCUUGAUUGGCAUGUGUAACACAGCCUUUGUAUCCAGUGUGCCGAACGUCAAAUUGGCCAAAUGCCUUGUAAACAGUGCAGGCUGCCAUCUUGUGGCUGGCCUCUUGUUCCUGCUUGCGUGUGCCAUUUGUCUCACUCCGUCAGUCUGGGUCAUUUUUUAUAACAAUUAUCUGAACAGAAAAUACGAGCCUGUCUUUAGCUUUGACAUCUCCGUAUUUAUUGCCAUUGCCAGUGCUGGUGGUCUGUUUUUCACUUCCGUUCUGCUCUUUCUGUGGUACUGCGCAUGCAAAAACCUACCUUCUCCUUUCUGGCAGCCCCUUUAUUCCCAUGCCCCGAGCAUGCACAGCUAUGCCUCUCAGCCAUAUUCUGCACGCUCUCGCCUCUCUGCCAUUGAAAUUGACAUUCCUGUUGUGACACAUGCAUCUUAAGACGACAAAGUCUUGGAAGCCAAGUUCUUGUGCUCAUUCAAACCGUGAAAAUCGCAGGCUUGAUUCUCUUGCACUGAGCAUAAUCGUUUGUAAGGUCAAGUUUCCCAAGGUGCAAAGCAAUGGAGACCUGAGUUCAGCAAGCCUGUUGCUGUUCUCGUGUUUUACCUCCUGAUUAACCUUUUUUUUUUUUUUUUUUUUUUUUUUUUUUAACUCUGCGCUCACUACAGACAAAACUGCUGCUAAUGCUGGGACAGUACACUAGCAAUAGUAUCCACUCAUCCUCUGCUUACUGAGAUCAAAGCAGGUGUGAAACUCUUUGCUGUUUGGUAAACUAUGAUUAGAUUCUGAUCCCCUUGUAGGAGCUACGUAGGUGGACCCUUGCACCCAUCCCAUGAGUUACCCAAAUGCAGGCAGUGGAACUGGGUGCAGGGGGUUUGCCGAGUUUCUCGUUCGCCUAGACACACGCGUUUUAAGAUGUGAUGUCUGGAAAGGGUAUUUGGCAGACUAAUUCAGUUCUGUAGCACUGUUCUUUGUUUUCCACUGCACGCACAAAAAGCUACCUGCUUACAAACUUCUGUAAUAGAAUUAGUGUCAAAUUACCCUUUAUUUUCAAAGUAGCUAUCAGAAGAAAUAAAACUAAUUUAACUAAUAAUGUUCUUCUGUACUGUAAUAGCGUUCUGUGAAUUACUGGAGGCUAGAAACACUUUUGUGGAUUUUAUUUCUAGUCUGUUUUUUAAUAAGUUAGCAAAUUCACUAGAUCUAUUUUGUGAUUAAAACAAAAAAAACCACUUGUAUUUAAAAAUUCUGUUUAGAAGCUUGCAUAUUUUAUUUGAAGGCCAUCUCAAAGAUGGAUUUUCAAGUAGGCUUUAAAGUAUUAUUCAGAAAUGUCACUCACUGCCAAAUGGAUUAGGAAAACCAUGAAGAAUUCUGAAGGCUAUGAAAGAUUCUUUUGGAACACUGUACACAAGCUAUAACAACAUCUCUCUAGGAAGGGGAUUAUAGCCCUGGGGAGAGAUAUUUAAAUCUAGAUUAUUUUUUUUUUUAAUGUAUAUUCAAG
Molecule: messenger RNA, 1907 nt
Organism: Egretta garzetta (little egret)
Lineage: Eukaryota; Metazoa; Chordata; Aves; Pelecaniformes; Ardeidae
Gene: CLDN12
Product: claudin 12
Exons: 2
Coding region: 113-850 (245 amino acids)
Cellular component (GO): plasma membrane
Source: RefSeq, a predicted model, not a curated record